AUGGAACUUGUGGGAAGAGCGAUCGAGAACUCGCAGGACUAUCUGGCUCAGCUCAAGAGCGAGAUGAGUGCACUCAUUGCGUAUAUCAUGCACUGUAAUGCAACGAGGAACAAAGUUGUUUACAAGAUGAUUGUGGGGAGUAUGGUCGAAAGACCCGAUGAAUCGCUGGGCCUGAUCAAGUACACGGAGACUACCGCGGAUGGCUCUGAAAUCUACUGGGUAGAGGUUGGCCGCUAUCCCAAUCCAAAGCAGCGCUUGAGGACGGGUGAGCGGACCGCAUGUAGAAGCGGUCUGUUCGUUCUGGACACGAAAUCGCACCGAUGGCUGGGACACUAUAACAGACUGCGCGCAUUACGAGGCAUGCAUCGAGCACAGUAUCAGUCGUAUCUUGACCAAGACCGAGGCGAAGGUAGAAUGGAACCUGCUGACAAGGACGUGUCCAAACUAUUAGUAUCUGAUUCGGACGAAAGCUCUAGCGACGACGAGUCAGCAACGACAACGCGUCGCAAGAUCGCUGAAAAAGGUAUCAAUCAGGAAACGCAGUACUCAUCCGUUGAAUCGUUAUACAACGAAUGGAUGAACGUAGACAAAUGGACUGAAUAUCGCAGUAAUAUGGUUCUGUUUGGCGGUCGUUGGUACCGCGACGACAGUAAUGACCACGGCUGGAAUACGGGCGAAAUUGCAGCUUAA
Molecule: messenger RNA, 690 nt
Organism: Cooperia oncophora
Lineage: Eukaryota; Metazoa; Nematoda; Chromadorea; Rhabditida; Trichostrongylidae
Source: the annotation of a GenBank genome assembly